Messenger RNA from Geodia barretti, 564 nucleotides. The record is from the annotation of a GenBank genome assembly. Lineage: Eukaryota; Metazoa; Porifera; Demospongiae; Tetractinellida; Geodiidae.
AUGGUUCAGGCUUGUUUGCCUUCGGGACUGCAGCUGUCCCCCAGGGAACACUACGUGCUGUGCCGGAUCGUUCGCGCUGAAGGCGACGGGGACAUCGCCCCCUCGGUCAGGUUGAGUCCUGGGGCCGUCGAGGCUGGCUUGAACGCCCUGAAGGCGGCAUCCACGAUCGUAACCGAUGUGAGAAUGGUGGAGAUGGGCAUCUCCAAGGCCUUGCUCAGGGGAGCAGGAGUGGCCACCACUUGCGCCAUCGACCUCCCAGAGGUGGCCGAGCGAGCCCGGAGGGACGGUACUACCCGUUCAGUGGCAGCGAUAAGGGAACUGGCUCCCAGUAUCUCCGGCUCGGUAUGCGCCAUUGGCAACGCCCCAACGGCACUACUGGCCCUGCUGGACCUGAUAGACGCCGGAGAAGUGAAUCCAGCGCUGGUAAUCGGAAUGCCGGGUGGGAUUUGUCGCUUGUGCGGAGUCCAAGGACGAGCUGGUAAAGCGCAACAUUCCAUAUAUCACAAUUCUGGGACGUCGCGGCGGCAGCUCUGCUGCUGCGGCAACUGUAAACGCCCUCCUUGA